Messenger RNA from Leptopilina heterotoma, 1338 nucleotides. RefSeq names its product death-associated protein 1. Gene Ontology annotation, molecular function: death domain binding. Bases 175 to 579 code for a protein of 134 amino acids. Gene Ontology annotation, biological process: cellular response to amino acid starvation; negative regulation of autophagy; apoptotic signaling pathway. The transcript is spliced from 4 exons. Lineage: Eukaryota; Metazoa; Arthropoda; Insecta; Hymenoptera; Figitidae. The record is from RefSeq and is a predicted model, not a curated record.
GUCUCACUGGAUUCAUUAUUGCGUUUCGAGCGCUCGCCAGUGAAACAAGUUAAAUUUCAUCCUUUUUGAAGAGAUAUUUUAUUAAAAAAAAAAUUUAUAAAAGUAUCAAGACAUAUUGCUUCAAAAUAAGUAUAAUAGAAGUAUUUUAUUGUAUUUUUUUUUGAUAGAAUUAUAAUGUCGAGUAUUGAAGACGGUGAACUGAAAGGAGGACAUCCUCCAGCAGUGAAAGCCGGGGGCAUGAGGAUAAUUCAACAUAAACUACCGAGGGAGGAACGCGAGGUCAAACCGGCCAAGGAAGCCGAGGAAAGCAAGCCAUCGACUAGAGUUUUAUCUGAUGUGGAUUUAGGAAAUCAAUUGUCUCCAUUCAUCGUUCGCAAACGUUGUGUUAAGCCGAGAUUAAUUGAAAAAGCACGUUGUCCACCGAAGCAACUGUUGAUCAGUGGCGUAUUGGCAAAGGGAAAUGCAGACUUCCCGCCGGAAGCUGUGCAGAAAUUUCACGAGAAACCAAUGCCAACUCACGAACCACCUCGUCAUUUUCACAAUUCCAGGCCCGUUAUUAUUCAACAGCCAAGGAAGUAGAUUUUAGUCCAAAUCAUCAGAAAUGGAUUAAAGGAAAAUUGAUAAUAAAAGUAUGCAAAGUCAUAGAAAAUAUGCAUAUAAAUUGAUUAAAAAAAAAUAUAUAUUAUACAAUUAUCGUUAGGUCACAUAUUCAUUUUAAAUGUUUUUGGCCUACAAAUUUUUCCUUAAAAAUUAUUUUCUAUGACUUUGCCUCAAAUUUCAAAGUUUACUGAAGAAAAAAAAAAUUAUAUUACACCUGGUGAAAGAUUUUGCUGGUUUCUAGUAUAUAAAAUUCUAAGAAAACCCAAAAAUUUAAAAAGUUUAUUACUGUUGCUAAAAAAAAGGGUUUAUAUUUUAUCAAAUGUAUGUAGUCUUUAUCGCAAAACUUUUUUCUGUAAAUGAUGUACUCGAUUUUAUAGUUUUCAAAUUGAAACAUUUUUUUAUUUCUUUAUAGGCUAUAUUUUUCAAACUAUUAAAAAUUUAUUGUUUAAAGAUAACAUAUUUUACGAUGUAAAACUAAGUAAUUGAUUUAGGGACCAUUGUAAUGCAUUUUGAAAACCUAAAACAGCAUUCCAAUGUUCCAAUUUUUCUUAAUAAAAUUAAUAAUUAUAUAGGAAAGUCCAAAAAAUAAUUUGUACUUUGGUUAAAUAAUUUAAGUUCUCAUUUUUGUUUUCGAGAUUACAUCAUAAAAAAAAUCAUUUAAAUUAAGAUUAUUUUAGAAAGUCUUUGUACUCUAAAUAAAUGAAAUAAAUGAACUUGGAGAAAAAGUUUUAUAAAUUA